This is a messenger RNA of Aspergillus ibericus CBS 121593, 865 nucleotides long. RefSeq lists its product as uncharacterized. NCBI's taxonomy places the organism in Eukaryota, Fungi, Ascomycota, Eurotiomycetes, Eurotiales, Aspergillaceae. The transcript has a single exon. Bases 202 to 636 code for a protein of 144 amino acids. The record is from RefSeq and is a predicted model, not a curated record.
GUCCCGAGGUUGUGGUGGAAUGCUGUAUACACAGUAGAGGCAACUCGCCUCCAGCAUCAUUCGGUGCAACUGCAAGAUGCAGCAAUGCCCGGCGGCACGAGCCGUCAGAACAGAAUCUAAAUCCUGGCCUAUCAGGACGAGCAGCCGAGAACAACGUGGAUGGAGCGAUUCCACUUGGCAGCAGCACUAAAGUGAGACCGCAUGGAGACGAAACAGGCGACGGCCAUGGAGAGUGGCUCUCCAGCAGCUUCGAUGGAGAACAGAGAGGUUAUGACGUGCCGAUUAAACGAUUUGUCUCACAUUUCUCCGAGACACGGCAGGAAAAAUGAUGCUGUUGAGGGAAGGAUAAUUAUAGAACGACGAUCUCCAAGCCAGGAGCCGUUCCGAGGAUCCGAUGGCCGUUCCCCCCAGUCUCCAGUCGGACAUGCCGAUCCGCCCCCGAGUCUGAAGAAUGAGAUUAGGAUGGACGGAGGAGAAACAAUCCCUUUUUCCAAGGGAUUCCCUGAGCCUCCUCCGAUGAACGUCAUUGCCGCAUGCGCACCGCCACUGGAAAUACGAGCCCUGCAUCGCCGCAUUCCUCGGUUGAACAGCGGUUCCCCCGGGGCGAGUCCUACGGAUUUCCUGCCAGAACUCUAAUCUAGAGCCGGAGCCAGCCAGUUCAUUCAUUCUUCUGGCGCAGUGCAUACAGUACAGGUUCUCCAAAAAAUGCAGUGUUCGAUGGGUUGAUCAUUUUGUCCUCUAACCGUGCGUGCGCGGGACCGUGAAACCAGACGCGAACCUUCACACCGUACAAGGCAAGUUACAGGAAGGGGAAAGCAAGACAGGAUUAAGUAGACAUCAAGAAGAGGAAAGCCCACCAAGAGAA